GCAAAGCACAGCAGAGCAAGCAUAAAUAUCACAAAAUAUUAAAUCAUCAGAUCCUUGGAAAAUGCAGGCAAAGAAAUUUUUUCUACUGUGUCUCACAGUAACGCUUUGGAAUGGAGUCACGCUGUACAAGUCGUAUUCAGGAUAUGAGGUUCUGAAAAUAGGACCUGUGACUGAAUCCGUGCUGAGUGAAUUUUCUGACCUUCAACAUGACGCGCGGUUUGACUUCUGGUCUCGGCCGCGACUCGGCCGCGACAAUUUUGUGAUGGUGUCCUCAGGAAAUGCGCCAGACCUCGCUUCAGCUUUGAGAUCACUGCAGCUCGAUUUCUCCACUUACAUCAAUGACGUUGGCCCACUCGUCACCAAAGAAAUCGAAGAGCAUGAAUUUUUGAAAGCAACUAAGAAGCGGUUGCCAAAAGCUGUAACUUUUGAAAGGUUCACGGAGUUUAAUGAAAUUCAAGAUUACAUGGACGAGGUGAAUGCUGCGUAUCCAAAUUUGACCACGAUUGUCGAUUUGGAGACGACUUUCCUGGGCAAAAAUAUUAGAGGACUGCGUCUAUCCAACGGCCCUGGCAAAAGGUUGGUCAUCAUGGAUUGCGCCUUGCACGCUCGUGAGUGGAUGGCUCCACCUGUUUGCCUGAAAACUAUUACUGAGCUGCUGGACAACUACGAAAGCAACAAAGAAUUACUUGAUUCGGUCGACUGGCUCGUCAUUCCAAUCGCAAAUCCAGAUGGUUACGUGUACUCGUUUUCAACGGAUCGAUUCUGGCGCAAAAACCGCAAAAUCGACCUGAGUUCUCCUUGUUUUGGAGUCGAUCCAAACAGAAAUUUCGAUUUUCAUUGGGGAGGAGAAAAUGUGUCUGAUCCAUGCAGUUUGACUUAUCCUGGAACUGGUCCAUUCAGUGAAAAGGAGAGCUUGGCAGUUGGUAACCAGCUGCUGGCUAACUCGGGAAACAUUGCAAUUUACCUGGCCAUUCACAGCUACGGAGAGCUGAUUCUAUUCCCUUGGGGCUACACGACAGAACUGCCUCCCAAUGCUCCAGAGUUGCGCGCAACCGGGAAUGAGGCCGCAGCGGCAGUGUUUGCGCACCGAGGCAUGGAAUACACCACAGGCACUUCUGCUGGACUUCUUUAUCUACAGUUCGGUGCCGCUGACGAUUUCGCAAUGGGGAUGGCCAACGUGCCCUACUCGUACACAUGGGAGCUGCCUGGCGGCGGCACUGGCGGCUUUAACCCUCCUGCUUCUGAAAUAAUCCCUGUUGUGACAGAGACGUGGGACGGGAUCGUUAGCAUGGUGCGCAGGGCGGCCGCAAAUUGACAAUUACCGGUUUUAUGUGUUGCCUAAUAAAAACGAAUGUUUCAUUUUUUAUUUA
Molecule: messenger RNA, 1370 nt
Organism: Cloeon dipterum
Lineage: Eukaryota; Metazoa; Arthropoda; Insecta; Ephemeroptera; Baetidae
Product: carboxypeptidase B-like
Exons: 9
Coding region: 62-1315 (417 amino acids)
Biological process (GO): proteolysis
Molecular function (GO): metallocarboxypeptidase activity; zinc ion binding
Source: RefSeq, a predicted model, not a curated record